Condylostylus longicornis is the source of this 581-nucleotide messenger RNA. Its product is annotated as gustatory and pheromone receptor 33a-like. The coding region runs from base 11 to 574 and encodes 187 amino acids. The record is from RefSeq and is a predicted model, not a curated record. Gene Ontology annotation, biological process: sensory perception of taste. The transcript is spliced from 4 exons. Lineage: Eukaryota; Metazoa; Arthropoda; Insecta; Diptera; Dolichopodidae. Gene Ontology annotation, cellular component: membrane; neuronal cell body; axon.
UAGAAAUACAAUGCCGUCAUAUAAGGAAGAACAAAUAGGAUAUGAAAUAUAUUUGGCGUUACUAUUUAAAUUACAUAAUCAUCUGAAUGAAUUAGGUAUCUAUUCGAAUCGUGAAUUUUCAACACAAGUUGUUACUUAUAUGACAUCAACAUUUAUAAUUAGUAUUAUUGGAAUAUUUUUGAUAACUAAAGUUAUAUUUACAAUAAAGGGUCAAUUUGCAGUAAUUGACAAUUUAGCCAUAACAUUUGUUGCAUGGAUGAUUUUUUUUAUGUUAGUUGCCUAUUUGGUUCUAAGAUUAUGUUGCCAAGCACAUAAUGAAUCAAGAAAUACGGCAAUUCUUGUACAUGAAAUUAUGCAAAAGAAACCAUCAUUUAUGCUAAAGGACGAUAAUAAUUACACAAAAAUGAAAAAUUUUACAUUGCAAUAUUUACAUUGGGAACGUUACUUUCAAUUCAGUGGCACCGGAUUAUUUUCACUAGAUUAUACAUUUAUAUUUUCGGCUGUAAGCGCAGCAACAUCGUACUUAAUCGUUUUGCUACAAUUUGAUAUGUCAGCUGUUUUGGAAAAUGUUUAGAAAUUAA